CCUCUGAGGGUCUUACCCCACAAGGCAUUACCCCUCAAAUCCCUACCCCUCGGGGUCUUACCCCACAAGGCCCUGCCCCACAGGGACUAACUCCACAAAGCAUUACCUCUCAAGUCCCUACCCCACAGAGUCUUGCCCUACAGGGCCUUACACCACAAAACCUCUGUAGCCCUACUCUACAAGGUCCCACCACACCAAGAAUUUCCCUGCAAGGUCUGACCCCACAGGGCCCUAUCCCACAAGGCCUGACCCAACAGGCCCCUUCCUUACAAAGCCUUCCCCAACAGGCCCCUUCCCUACAAAACCUUACCCAGCAGGUCCCUACCCCACAAGGCCUGACCUCACAUGGCACUGUCCCACAAAGUCUUAACCAACAGGUCCCUACUCCACAAGGCCUAACCCCACAGGGCCCUAUCCAACAAAGUCUUACCCAACAGGUCCCUCUCCCUCAAGGCCUAACCCCACAUGUCCUUGACCUCAGUAUGACAGGCCUGACACAGAGAUCACUCAGCCAAAAAGAUCUGGUUACCCAAGAACUGACUGAAAGACUUGCAGCUGCUGAGCGCACCCACAUCUCUGACCUGGCAGAAAGGGUCCAAUUAUUAGAGCAUUAUGAUCCCCAAGAGAGCCCAGUUAUACAUUCUACAGGCAUUGUGCUACCCAGAUUCAGGUCUGGUAAGGUGGACUGCAAGACUUUCAAACCCAAACAUUUUGAUCUACAAAGUCUGCAGAUUGGAACAUACAGGAUGGAUUAUGAUCCUUGUGACAAGAACAGGAUUGCAAAGUUGAAGGUCAUUUUUAGUAAAAGGCGAAUACACUACGAUUUUCAGAUGAACUCUUCCAAGGAUGCCUUGCAGACCCAUACUAGGAAUAUGGCAAAUAUCGAAGUAGAUUUCGAAUCAAUUGUAGGCUUUACCAUAUUUGGAAGGGAGAUUGUCAUUGAAGUAAAUCAGCCACCAUACAUGCGUAUAGGUCAAAGAAUGAAAGAUGGAUUUGAUAGUGAGAGAAGGAGUGUGAACCAGUUACUUGGAGUGGAUUUGACGAAGGGUCAAAUUGAGACUGUUCCUUACCAUAGGCUGACAUUGAAAUCGGAUGUUGGGAUACUGUUGCGUCGCAGCUUGGAACUGUUUGAUCUACGAUUCUGCCUCAUGCUGCGUCUGCCUAUCUUCGAAGAUGAAAAGAAAAUAUUGAAGCCUGUGAACAAGCCAACAUUUGCUUUCAACAUUCCUGCAGAAUAUGGCAUGCAGAAUACGAGUGUAGCAGAUAUGCCUAAGCAUUUACUUAGCUAUGGAGAUACCCCCAUCAAUUUACCACGCAAGGAUGUCCCCACCUGCAAAUGCAUUAUGGGAUGCGAUCUAAACUGUCAAUGCACGCAAGAUCAGAACCUAUGUAGCAUAGCAUGUGGCUGCCACCAACAGUGUGCCAAUCCAUUGAAUAUUUUACAAUCUGAAGGGAUAGUGGUCUCCAAGGCAACACUUGACAGUUGCCUGAUGGGAAAUAUUUACAAGACUCCUCGUAUACUGCAAAAACUCUGGUCUUCGCUGAAAUUUCCGUGCUGCAAUAAGGUGUCCAUCUUGAAAUUCUGCAUCCCAGGAAUUAUCACAUGCGUCAAAUGUCGAGUCCAGUAUGUGUAUUCCUGGUGUAAAGGUGAGUUACUCACAUAUCAAGGCCAGCCAAUCCACUGUGCUGCAUGUGGUAGAUGUAAGAGGAAUGAUGGGUCAGAUAGCGACAACCAAUGCCAGAAAUGCCAGUCCAUAAAGCAUGUAGAAGAUGUUACAAGUCCAACCAUACCAACUCCACCUCCUCUGGUACUUGGAGACAUCUUAAACCCAUUGUCCUAAAGACUCCUUCAUCAAGAGAUGAAUGGUUGUAAAGAUUAGGAAACCCUUAAUGUAAAGAGAUCAGCAGCCAAGAAGCUUUAGUUUCUAGAAAAAUGAACAUUUCUAUUGAUUUAGAGAGAGCAAUUGUAAAGAUUGAGAAACCCUUAAUGUAAAGAGAUGCAGC
This is a messenger RNA of Owenia fusiformis, 2004 nucleotides long. The record is from the annotation of a GenBank genome assembly. Lineage: Eukaryota; Metazoa; Annelida; Polychaeta; Sabellida; Oweniidae.